This is a messenger RNA of Pocillopora damicornis (cauliflower coral), 975 nucleotides long. RefSeq names its product melanocyte-stimulating hormone receptor-like. The record is from RefSeq and is a predicted model, not a curated record. Gene Ontology annotation, molecular function: G protein-coupled receptor activity. Gene Ontology annotation, biological process: G protein-coupled receptor signaling pathway. Gene Ontology annotation, cellular component: plasma membrane. NCBI's taxonomy places the organism in Eukaryota, Metazoa, Cnidaria, Anthozoa, Scleractinia, Pocilloporidae.
AUGAUGGAAAACUUCCCCACUAACAACUCCGGUAUCGCAAACAAAACGCUUAACGACGGUUUAUGUCAUCGCUACACCGCAUUCGAAAAUGAAAACACUCCACAUCUCCUCAUCGUCCUCAAUUCCACUGUGAACAUUAUCCUAAUGAUAGUAUCGAUCACAGCAAACAGCUUGGUGAUAGCAGCAGUGUGGAAAACGCCUUCCUUACGGUAUCCUUCAAAUUUAUUUCUUUGUAAUCUGGCAUUGUCUGAUGUUAUUGUUGGUUUGAUCGUAGAGCCAUUUUAUCUCACCGUAGAAUUGUUAAAAAUGCAUGGUUACCCAAAAGGGGAUGAUUGUACAUUGGAAACGGCAUUUUCAGUGAUUGCAUUCCUAGUUUGUGGCGUUUCGUUUGGAAACGUGACUCUUGUAAGCAUGGAUAGAUACAUGGCAAUCCACUAUCCACUGAGGUAUGACACCAUUGUUACUAUCCCGCGGGUAUACGUUCUCAUAAUUUCGUGUUGGGUUCUCAACGCUUUUUUUUCUACUAUUUUUCCGUGGAAUGAAGUCGUUUUUGGGUAUAUGGUGACAGUUGUUUGCGCAAUAUUCCUGACAAUGUCAACAUUUAUCCAUAUCAAGAUCUACCGAAUCGUCCGCCGCCAUAGAGGUGUGAUUCAAGCUCAAGAACAGGCAGUCCAUUCGACCAACACGGAGUUUAAUAUGACGGGUUUUAAAAAAACUGCCUUAGACACGUCCAUUGUGCUCUUUUUCUUACUGAUAUGUUACCUGCCUUUCACUGUAGCCUGCAUUCUACUAAUUUUGACAGACGAGUCACCUAUCCUUUGGAGAGUAGCUUCCACAACAGUGUAUUUAAACUCAGCACUCAAUCCGUUUCUUUAUUGUUGGCGACUCUCAGCUUUGAGAGGUCCGGUUAUAACUCUGCUUAAGAAGAUUUUCUGCCCUUUUACAACCUCCUCAUCAUGUAUUUUUGGCAACUAG